Molecule: messenger RNA, 1313 nt
Organism: Lates calcarifer (barramundi perch)
Lineage: Eukaryota; Metazoa; Chordata; Actinopteri; Centropomidae
Product: ADP-ribosyl cyclase/cyclic ADP-ribose hydrolase 1
Exons: 10
Coding region: 273-1202 (309 amino acids)
Biological process (GO): positive regulation of B cell proliferation
Cellular component (GO): plasma membrane
Molecular function (GO): phosphorus-oxygen lyase activity; NAD+ nucleosidase activity
Source: RefSeq, a predicted model, not a curated record
CCAUAAUGGGAAUCAUGUGGAUUGUUGCAGCUGGAGGCUGGAAAAAACAUCUCAUCUGUCCUUUAAGAAUGUGUCUGUGGGUUGGUGAGGAGCUGUGUUUGUCAACCUAUGAAGAGGAGCCUCUCUCAGGCAUGUCAUGCAUUAGCCCUGUGAGGAGGGUACACACCACAGCACACCACAGCGGGACUCAGGUUUGGGCAGAAAGCAUUUCACAUCACAGCCAUGGGGCCGUUUGUCACAUUUUAACCUUCUGCAAGGAAAAUGAUUAAAGCAUGCACGAACACGUAUCUUUAUUGAGGAGCAAUGAGGCCGUCCGGGGUCUCACCCUUAUGACCUCUAGAACAUUUGAGACGUUUGUAAUGAUCAACAUGACGAUAUGGUUUAUUGUGCUUCUGCUCUGUCCAAGUCAACUGACAGCACAGUUUGGGACAACCCCCAACAUUAAACACAUUGUGGUUGGAAGGUGUUACAAUUACAUCACUCUGGUCAACCCCAGCUUACGGUAUGACUGUGAGGAGAUCUGGAGACAAUUUGAGGAGGCAGUUGUCCGUCAGUCUUCUUGUAAUGUUACGGUGGAGGAUUAUCAUCAGAUGUUUUAUGCAAUGCCACAAACCUGGCCAUGCGAUAGGUUUCUCUUCUGGAGUAAAACCAGAGCGCUGAUGCACAGCUAUGCAGCUGUUGUUCGUCACUUCUGGACGCUGGAGGAUACGCUGGUUGGCUUCAUGUUCAAUGACCUCAUCUGGUGUGGACAAGAGGAAGACUCCGGUUUUGAUUUCAGCUCUUGCCCGGAGUGGUCAGCUUGUAGAAAUCACCCAGUGUAUUCCUUAUGGAGGCGAGCCUCUCAAAAUUUUGCAGAAAUGGCAUGUGGCAACAUCACUGUAUUAUUGAAUGGAUCGAUUGCCAACGCCUUCAACAGAAAAAGCAUGUUUGGAAGUGUUGAACUGGACAGCCUGAAUCCUCAAAGGGUGGAUUAUGUCAACAUUAAGGUGGUGACCAACCUAGAGGGACCAUAUAUAGAGUCAUGUAAUCAAGGGUCCAUUGUAAACCUGAUCCAAAUCCUCCAGUCCAGAGGUUUUCGUUGGACUUGCAUAGACAACGACCAGACCCUCAUGAUCCUGCAGUGUAUCCAGGACCCCAAACAGUCCUCCUGCCAGACAUGUGCAAACAGCCUGUUACACAGAAAAAGCCUCACAUCCAACUGAAUCACCCACAAGUUUAACGUGUUGUCUGAUAUGGUCAUUGUGUAGUUUUAGGUCAGUGACUUUAGUGAAAAUCCACAUUAGCAAUAAAAGAAUAACCUGACACUAAAGAGA